Molecule: messenger RNA, 1055 nt
Organism: Esox lucius (northern pike)
Lineage: Eukaryota; Metazoa; Chordata; Actinopteri; Esociformes; Esocidae
Exons: 2
Coding region: 18-779 (253 amino acids)
Source: RefSeq, a predicted model, not a curated record
UUCAGCUCCCUCCAAAGAUGUUCUAUUGGGUUCAGGUCUGGAGACUGGCAAGGCCCGUCCUCCCUAUUCCCCCAGCAGUGCCCUCCUCUCCCCUGGAACAAGACACGGCGGCAGGCUCACAGACAGUGGGACAACAGCCAGACAGAGAUGAGGACUUUAACUCCCCUAUCCCCCCAACCCUACCACAGAAGGGCUCACCUACCCAAACCAGGCUGCCAUUUGGUAAGCCCACUGUUUUUACUCCCCUGUCAAUCCGCAGACCCUUUCGCCAUAUGAACACGCUCAACAAAACAAGGGACUGGAGGAUCCAGCACAAAAACAAAACCGUCAUCUUGGGGGACUCCAACCUCUCCAGGAUGUCUCCCUUCGACAUGAUGGACCUCCAGAUUGACAGCUAUCAUGGGGCCACUUUCAGACACGCAGAGGUCAUACUGACCAAAUCCAAACCUUCCCCCUUGGUUCAGAAAUUGGUCCUAUCUUUUGGGAUUAAUAACAAGGCACAACUGCCAGAGAAGUCUUCCAUCAAACAACUACAGGGUGCUGUCAGGGCAGCUGGGAGGGCCUGCCCUAAUGCACAAAUCUUUGUCCCCUUUAUUAACAUUUCUUCUAACCUACCACAGCAGGAGAGAGACCAUCUCUCAAGACUGAACGAGCACAUCACCAAGCACUUCCUCUCCAUCCCAAAACUGCCUGAGGAGCUGUUUGACGUCGAGAGGGACAACGUCCACUGGUCCCACCAGACAGCACGACGCCUACUGGUGUACAUAUUUAAACAUUGACAUUGACCGGAUGACAGUGUUCUGCCUCCUCCCGCACCACUUCAGUUGGGUUGCAAAGUCCAGUGUGAAGACCUUCUUGAACACAUACCACACGGUUUGCUUAACAUUCUGUCCCCGGUUGAGGACAACUUUGAGGUCACGAUGAACGAACUGGUAAAAGGUUUGGUAUAGUAUCAACAACUGAGGUACAAGCAGGUAGGAAAAGCCGACCAUGCUGAGACCUGUUUUUACUCCUCUGCAAAGCAUAACUAUAAGCUUCAAACUUGAAAUGCAUAA